AAAGUGAAAAAUAUCAAAUGUUUUUCUUCUUCAGUUUCCCAUAAAAAUUCAUCCAGAAAUAAUGUUUAUUUCAUUCACUUCCUAUCAAUCAAUUAAUUACUAGAUAAGAUAAAAUAUUCCUUCAACAAAAUUGAUUAGAUAAAAAAAUGCUCUAAAAAUUGAUUAGAUUAUUAUUAUUCAGCAAAAAAAAAAGAAAGAAAUUUGUCGAGAGUUGUGUUUUACUUGAGCUGUGUGUUUCUACGUUUUUGUGUUUUUUCCUUCACAAUUUCAUUGAACUAAUUACAAACAUUUGAUUUGUAAUAAAAAUUAAACAAAAACAAACAGUCAUCAUUUUUUGUCUUGUAUAAUAUUUUUGUUAUAUUUGAAUUAAAAUAAAUAAAUGAAUAAAACAAUGAAACAGCAAAUGUCAUCGAGUGUCGUCGGUGGAAGCGGAGGAGGUGGUGGCAGUGAACGCCAGAAAAUAAACAACAGCAGUGAUCUGUUGACAGCUAGCGAAAAUGACACAGUCUUUGGACUCCUGGGACGACGAUGUCAGUCAAUGAACACAGCAGUAGUACAGAUAUACAAAACCGAAGGAUCUGCACAUUCACAUUGGAAGAAAAAACACACAGGAGUCGUUUGUUUCGUCAAAGAUAGUUGCAUUCGAUCUUAUUUUUUCCGUGCUUAUUGUCUAAUUAAAAAUGAACUUAUCUGGGAACAUGAGGUAUACGAAACACUUAAACUUAACAAAGCUCGACCUUUUCUUCUCACAUUCGAAGGACAGGAUGGACAUGUUGGACUUAAUUUUGUAUCCGAAACGGAAUGUGAAAGUUUCUUUCGAACAGUGGAAGCCACAAUGGAAACUCGCAAUCGAAAACGUCAAGAACGGCGCCAAAGAUCACGGUUAUCAACAGCACCACCAUCGGUGCCAAACACCAAAGAUACCAAACUUCAACUACAGCCAUCCCCUACAACUGUCAACAAUUCAUCAGAUGACCGUGUUCAGAUGCGCAAUCAUAAUACAACACCAACAACAAAAAUUCAUACAACUCAACCAAAGACAACAUUUUUGUCAUCUGGGUUUUCACUUUUAUCCAACAAAGAUAAAAAACGCAAAUACAACAAAUCUGACAUCAGUAAUCCAACGAAUUUUGUCCACAUUAGUCAUGUGGGUUGGGAUGUAAAUAAUGGAUUCGAUACGCACGGUACCGAAGAGGAUAAAAAACUAACGAAUUUCCUUAAUAAAGCUGGUGUUUCGGAAAAUCAUAUGAACGAUCGUGAUACAAGAGAUUUUAUUUAUGAAUUCAUACAAACUAAUAAUGUACUUGCUUCGGUGAAUUCCGAAGAAAAUAUUGAUGAACCAAAAGCCCCAGAACCAGCUCCACCACCUAUACCGAGUAGACAACAUCAGCUGCCUCAAAAUGGAACAACUCAAAGAUCUGCACCACCCCCACCACCAGCUAGACAACCUCCUCCACCUGUGCCCACUACAACACCACGAGGAAAAGUACCUCAGCCACCAUCAAGGCUGCCUCCUGUGCAGACAAUUGUUACUGCACCUGCAGCUCCUCCACCACCUCCUCCUCCACCACCGCCAGUUGCUGUAGUUGCUCCACCACCACCCCCAAUGCCAACUGUUACCGAUUCUGUAACAGCUACUCCCAACACUUUGAAGCCACCAGCUCCGGCGGUUCCGAUUGUAAAUGAUACGAGAAGUGCACUUAUGGAUAGCAUUCGAAAGGGGACAACAUUGAAGAAAGUGGAUACAAGUACACUAAGUACCGGAAGUGGUGACUCUCGAAGUGAGCUUUUAUCUGAAAUUCGAUCAGGAAUUGAAUUACGGCCAGUUGAGAACCGAGAACUAGCUCCGGCCUCGAACCGAGCAAGCGAUGAUAGUUGUGGUACUGAUGCCCUAGCAGACGCACUUCGACGAGCUUUACAAGAACGUGGUCGUGUCAUUCAAUCUUCAGAUGAUGAUGAUAGCAAUCAAAGCUCUGACAAUGAUGGUGAAUGGGAUUAAAUUAAAAAACAAAAAGUAAAGAAAAAAAAAUGUAUCAUACAGAGUAAUAUAAUACAUCAUGACCACUUUUAAAUAUUUAGGGAAAAAUAGUUCAAUUGAUUAUAAAUUAAUUAAAAACAAAAAAAAUAUAAAAUGUAUUCUUACAUAUUUACCAACUCAUGGUUGUUUGCACUUCAUAUCCAUAUCCGUAGAUAGACUUUUUUCCUCAAAUGGUUUAAUUGAUAAACAAACAAAGUUAAUUCUGGCAAAGGCAUUUAUUUGAUUGUGUGCAUUUUUUGAAUAUUGAACCAUUUGAAUAAAUUAUAUCAUCCUUCAUCAUCGACUCGUUGUAGCACUUUUUUGAUUAUAUGUUUCCAAAUCUUUUAGGGAAUUUGAAAAAACAAAAAAUCUUAUCCAAAUAAAUUUCAAUUUUAUUCUUAACCCUAAUGUGCCAAAAUGCAAAGGUUUAAACUUGUAAUGAAACAUUUUAGAAAAAUCUUAAGAAAAGAAAAAAAAAAUCAAUGAACAGAAAGAAUGAAGACUCCUUGAUAUAGAACUUAUAUUCAUCUAAUGUGCCUAGAUCCCCUUAAAAGGCUGCAGAAUGAACUAUUUUAAUAUUCCCAUUAUAAGAAAUCUAGAUUUAUAUAAAAAACAACAAACAAAAAAAUAAUACAUUUUAAAUCUUAACUAAAACAACAACAAACAAACAUAACACAAAAUAAAAUUACAUAAUUUAUGAAUUAUGUAAUUAAAUGUAUUUACAGAGAAAUUUGUAUACCCAAUUUUGUUUCAAACAAAACAAAAAAAAAUAUUAUUCAGGUCAUAAAAAAUAAUACAUUAUAAUACGUUACCGUUCUUGUUAAUAAAAAAUGUAACUUAUAAUAAUAAUAAUUACUUACUUUACCUAUAACAACAACAAAAAAAACCUUACAUAUAAAAAAAAUAUGAAAUCACAAAAUGAAAAAAAAAAACAAUUAAAUUGAAAUUAUUUUAACUGUUGCAUGCAUGUUUGUUAUUGACGAAAACAAAACUAAAAAAACGAAUUAAAAAAAAAAUAAAACAAAUAGUUUUAAUUUUAAAUAAAAAUAAAUAAAAAAAAUUAUACUCUAUAAAGGGCAUUUUUCAGAAGAGCUUCAACCAAAGGUUGAAAAGCGUUUUUUGAUUUGAAUGUAUAAAAAAAAUUGUUAUUCUUUCCAUGUUAACUUUAUUUUAUUCCAAAAAAAAUUAAUUACUUUUAAUCUUUAAUCUGUAUAAAAAAUCGAUGUAAAGAGUUAUUAACAUGAAAUAAAUUAUCUAGUA
This is a messenger RNA of Episyrphus balteatus (marmalade hoverfly), 3277 nucleotides long. RefSeq names its product actin nucleation-promoting factor WASL (gene WASp). The transcript has 8 exons. The record is from RefSeq and is a predicted model, not a curated record. Lineage: Eukaryota; Metazoa; Arthropoda; Insecta; Diptera; Syrphidae. Bases 380 to 1999 code for a protein of 539 amino acids. Gene Ontology annotation, molecular function: small GTPase binding; actin binding. Gene Ontology annotation, biological process: actin filament organization; regulation of Rho protein signal transduction. Gene Ontology annotation, cellular component: plasma membrane.